Molecule: messenger RNA, 1045 nt
Organism: Corythoichthys intestinalis (scribbled pipefish)
Lineage: Eukaryota; Metazoa; Chordata; Actinopteri; Syngnathiformes; Syngnathidae
Gene: mibp
Product: muscle-specific beta 1 integrin binding protein
Exons: 8
Coding region: 162-767 (201 amino acids)
Cellular component (GO): cytoplasm
Molecular function (GO): ribosylnicotinamide kinase activity
Source: RefSeq, a predicted model, not a curated record
GUUUUGGACUAGCUAUAAAUUCAAGCGACUGGAAUACGCUCAACUUCAAAGAGCCAGCAAGACUUGAAAGAGUGCAUUUCACCAGAAAGACGUAAAUUUGACCACCUUUUGGGUUUUUGUUUCUUCAUUUGCUUGAGGAAGGCCACAAAGAAGAGACGGAAAUGAAAUACGUUAUAGGAAUUGGGGGGGUCACUAACGGUGGCAAAACCACCCUGACUAAUAAGUUGAUUAAGACGUUGCCUAACUGCUGUGUCGUUCACCAGGAUGACUUUUUCAAGAAACCCGAUCAGAUACAAGUCGGGGAGGACGGCUUUAAACAAUGGGAUGUGAUCACUUCUUUGGACAUGGAGGCCAUGACCAACACUGUCAAAGGCUGGAUGGAGAACCCAGUGAAGUUCGCACGUUCGCAUGGUGUCCCGUUGUCAUCAUCCUCUGAUGUGGCCAACCCUGAUGAGCAGACUCACAUCCUGAUCGUGGAGGGCUUUUUGCUCUACAAUUACCCACAGCUGCUGGAUGUUUUUGACAAGUGCUAUUACAUCUCUAUUCCCUAUGAAGAGUGCAAGAGGAGGAGAAGUACAAGACAAUACACUGUACCAGACCCUCCCGGCCUGUUUGACGGCCAUGUUUGGCCGAUGUACCUCAAGCACCGCAGAGAAAUGGAAGACUGCUGCUUAGAUAUUGAGUACUUGGAUGGCUUGAAAUGCAAAGAAGAGCUCUACAACCAGGUGUAUGAGGACAUUCAGAACAAUCUGCUCAAUCGUUUAUAGCACGAAGACUGCACUCCUGUGGUGUGCAAAUAUUUGUAAAUAGCUCCAAGGAUUUUUUUAAUGGGCAUUUUUGCAUUAGUUUUUGUAAAUACAAUGAAUUUUAUUUUAACUUAUCACUGUCUUUUUUUGUUUUUGUGUUUUAUUUUAUUCCCCUCCAGCCGCAAAGAAAUUGUUGAACUGAUUUUUAUCUGUAAUUCACAUUGGGCAUUUGGUAAUCAAUCACAUUCUUCUUCCACAAUAAACUUGUAUUCGCGGUGGAAAUGAACACAAAGCAUUUG